AUGGAUCCUGGGAGCGAACCCGUCGAGCUCCAAGGCCUGACCCAGACGGAGGAGAUGCUCAUCGCGCAGUGCUGUCCGAUCAUGCGCGUCCUCCACCUCAAGGGUGGGCAGCUAGGGUACGGUGGCCAUGUCGUCAACGUCGCUCAGGACAUCAGUACCUUAGCCGCUGCCCUCCCCAGGUUGGCCGCCGAUGUGCCGAUCAUCAUCAUCCGGAGGGAGGGGCAGGAACCCGGCCAGCACAAGCCGGUGGGCAUGAGGCACCUCCUCAAGUACUUCCGCGACGGUCGAUACCGCUUUGCAUCUCACCCCCGGUUUCCUCACUGGUGCCAGAACAUGCUGGAACGCCACAGGAUGCUCAGCCAGGCGCAGGUCUACCUCAAGCAAAACCCAGGGGACGCCGCCAUGACGAUAGAGCACAUGAGGAUUCUGUUCCGGUCGGGUUCGCCGCUGGCGCAGCAGCUCACACAGCGCAUGUGCCGGUACGGCGCCAACAUCACCGGGUCUAGGCCGUACUGGUACGCCAAGCAGCAGGAGCUCCAGGCGAUUUUUGCCACCAAGGGCUGCGCCACUCUCUUCUUCACGCUCUCUGCCGCCGACACCCACUGGGACGGCCUCUAG
This is a messenger RNA of Ectocarpus sp. CCAP 1310/34, 618 nucleotides long. Lineage: Eukaryota; Phaeophyceae; Ectocarpales; Ectocarpaceae. The record is from the annotation of a GenBank genome assembly.